Rhodamnia argentea is the source of this 975-nucleotide messenger RNA. Its product is annotated as proteasome assembly chaperone 4. NCBI's taxonomy places the organism in Eukaryota, Viridiplantae, Streptophyta, Magnoliopsida, Myrtales, Myrtaceae. The transcript has 6 exons. Gene Ontology annotation, biological process: proteasome assembly. Bases 231 to 704 code for a protein of 157 amino acids. The record is from RefSeq and is a predicted model, not a curated record.
AAAAAUGACAUAAAUAAAUUCAUCAAUCAUCCUCCUCCUCCUCCUCCAAAAAUACUCUCUGGGAAAUUCGUGCUCGCGAGACGGCUUUCGCUUCGUCCUCCACCGAGCUCGGGACGGUGUGACAGGGAUUUUGUUGGUUGAGCAUAGAAGAACCUUACCAAGGGCGAGUUCUUGCUGGAGUCUUGUAGGUUAAAUCAUCGCGAGCACUGAACUGAAUAGUCUCUUUUGUAAUGGCUCAUGAUGAUUUGGGUGUUGAUGGAUUGAAUUUAAGUGACUCGUGCAACUCGGCCCCAAUCUCCGAGGAUACUCAACAAGGUGUUUCCGAGAAUGAUGGUGGUAUUCAGAUCACGUGCUUCAGUGAAGUUGUCAACGAUUCGACUCUUCAUUUUCAAAUAAUCCGCCUCCAAAAGCAGAUCUAUGCUUGGAUAGGUUGUAACUCUUCAAAGCUUGGACGUCUCUAUGCAGCUUCAUCUACACGACCUGCCAACCUUGUUAGCGUGACUUCUAUACUCGGUGGAGCUUCCGAUAAUACAGGAUCUGGCAUUGCUAGAAGAUUAGUCAUAAAGACGGGUCUCAACAUCAUCCUCGCUUGCAAUAUCCCGAAGAAUAACCCCAUGCUUGAGGCAGAUGCUGAGAGACUAUUAAUACAGAAGCUGGUCAGCCUGGGGUACAGAAGGCCUAAACCUGACGGGUCGUCUGUUUGAUGAUGGAUUUACUUACUGUUGCUCGUUCAAUUUCAUUGGGGAUCGCUCUGUAAGCGAGUCUUUUUUGUUUCCCCUUUUCUCUCGUGUCUGGUUCUCCGGGGAAGUGCAUAUUCUAGCUUUUGUGGCUUAGUUAUGGAUGCGACUUAAAUUUCAAAUUCUUCCUCAUGAUUGGAGCGACAGAACAAACUGUAUUUACAUUUAUAUGUUUCCAAGGUUUUCCCUGCAUUGUCGGCCUCAAAAGAGAGAACACUCACCAUACGAGCUUUCUUAA